Messenger RNA from Epinephelus lanceolatus (giant grouper), 4192 nucleotides. RefSeq names its product SKI family transcriptional corepressor 1 homolog-B. Gene Ontology annotation, molecular function: RNA polymerase II cis-regulatory region sequence-specific DNA binding; SMAD binding; DNA-binding transcription factor activity, RNA polymerase II-specific. Gene Ontology annotation, cellular component: cytoplasm; transcription regulator complex; nucleus. NCBI's taxonomy places the organism in Eukaryota, Metazoa, Chordata, Actinopteri, Perciformes, Serranidae. Gene Ontology annotation, biological process: negative regulation of transcription by RNA polymerase II; negative regulation of BMP signaling pathway. The record is from RefSeq and is a predicted model, not a curated record.
GCAAAGUGCCACUCGGCGCUGCCUCGUGUUUGUCAGCUCGCUCCUGCUGCGGUGGAAAUAAUGCGGGAUAUGAAAUGAUCACAGCUGAUCUGAUGCUUAAAAACACACCGUGCGUGAUCAGCCAAGUCCAGUGUGGGGUUAAGGGUCCUUUAAAGGGUCUAUGAGGUGGCCCACUGUCACAGUUUUACUCUGCUUUCGCGUCUUUGUGCAGAUAUUUCCAAAAAUCUAUGUCGCAUUUAUCUUAAUUAUAUGUAGGCCCUAUGUAUACCUUAUGACAAAUAUAUUCAUGCAUGAGUGUUAAGGCAAAAAUGAUUCCCCAUUCUGGGGUCAGCAGGGGCCUAAUGGGGCGUGACAGCUCUCUGUUUCCGAUCAUGUUUGUGCGUCAGAGCUGCAAAAUUGUGAAUUAUCAAAAGUGGUGUGUAGCUGCUCAGCACGUCUUUGAGGGAAAGAGAGAAGGAGGGAGAGCUAUUACACAUCAGCACGACAGGAUAGAGAGAGUGUGUAUGUGUGUGUGUGUGUGUGGGAGUGUGUGUGACACAGAGAGAGGGAGGGAGGGAGACAGAGAGAGGUGCCAUGUGCUUCCUGUCUACACGCCAUUCACCUCCCCGGGAUCCAGCGGGAUGGAGGUCCUGUCUGCUGCUGCACUCAGAUAAACUGAAAUAAAGACUCCGACUCAGAGUUCCUGCUGUCAGACCGUUUUGUCUGUGGCAUCAUCAUUCUCUGGACUCACCGGGCCUGCAUUUAUAUCACUUUAUUCAUAUUAAUUAUAUUUUAUUUUUCAUCCCAAACCCUGUUGGAGUGAGUCGUCUUUUAAGGAGAGAAAGGCUUCCAGGGAUGGAGUCGAUGCCCGGACAGCUUCGAGACGCGGGACGAGACGCCAGCUCUUCCCCCAGCUUAAAGCAGGACGCACCGAGCUUCUCCGGCCCCAGCUCCCUCAAACCAAACCAAGUGAGUGAGACCUCCUUGUACGGGGUGCCCAUCGUAUGUCUGGUCAUAGACGGUAAGGAGAGACUGUGCCUGGCGCAGAUUUCUAACACCCUGCUGAAAAACUACAGCUACAACGAGAUACACAACCGUCGGGUCGCUUUGGGCAUCACCUGUGUGCAGUGCACCCCCGUCCAGCUGGAGCUCCUGCGGCGCGCCGGGGCCAUGCCCAUCUCCUCCAGGCGCUGCGGCAUGAUCACCAAACGGGAGGCCGAGAGGCUCUGCAAGUCCUUCCUGGGAGCGCACAGCCCCCCAAAGCUCCCGGAAAAUUUCGCAUUUGACGUGUCUCAUGAAUGCGCCUGGGGCUCCAGAGGCAGCUUCAUCCCCGCCAGAUACAACAGCUCCAGAGCCAAGUGCAUCAAGUGCAGCUUUUGUAACAUGUAUUUCUCCCCGAAUAAAUUCAUUUUCCACUCUCACCGCACCGCAGAGUCCAAGUAUCUGCAGCCGGACGCGGCCAACUUCAACUCGUGGAGACGCCACCUGAAACUGACGGAUAAAAAACAGUCUGAGGACAUUCACCACGCGUGGGAGGAUGUAAAGGCCAUGUUCAACGGGGGGAGCAGAAAGAGGACUCUGCCCAUGAACGGGUCAGGGAUGUCCUCGUCGAUGAAAUCACAGGCCUCGUCCUCUUUGGCCCAAACCAGCUCCCCUGAGAUCCCUCAAAAAACUUUACGGUGCGAUGAGGAUCAGGGAAAUAAUAACCUGAGUUUGGCGAGCGGCGCACGGACCUACCCAGUCAUCCCAGUGCCCAGCAAGAACUUUGGCAUGCUCCAGAAAAUCCCCCCACCUCUGUUCCCCCACCACCCCUACGGCUUCCCCAGCUAUGGGCUGUGUCAGAAAAAGAGCGAUGGUGUGCCUGACGCGAACAAAACCAAUGUCUCGGGUGUGUUUUGGCCUGGCGCAAAGGACGCCCUCUACCCUGCUUUCCCCAUGUUCUGGCCUACAGCUGGCGGCCUACCAAUGCCACCCUACCCGGGGUCUCCACCAAAACCUCUUCCAGAGCUGCCAGGCGUCCGGCAGGCAGAGCUCGACUUAUCGGACCAAAGCGACCGGGGCGCAAACACACCCAAAGACACCAACCACCACCCUCACCACCAGCAGGACGGCGGAGAGCGCUGCUCCAGCUCCCAGUCCUCCUCCACCAGGAACGACGAGGACAAGUCCGGGGACGAGACCCCUCAGAGGAAAAUCAGCUACAUCUCAGCCUUCAGACCCGUCGUCAAAGACGCGGAGACCAUCGCCAAACUCUACGGCAACCGGGACAGCUACGGCGUGCGCCCUGGCUACCUGUCCCCGGAUUUUAUCAGCGAGAGCUCCAGUUAUAGGUCGAUAUCACCGGACAGGGACAGCGUGGUGGACGACGACGACGAUGACCCGGACGUGGAUGUGGAGUCCAACCGGGGACAAGACGAGGAGGAGCCGAUUCAGAUCUCACCGGGAGGAGACCACCACGGCUCCCCAGUGCCGGACCAGGUCUCCUCGGCUGCUGAGGAGAGACAAGAGCAGCCUGAUGCCUCCAGCCCCGCAGCAGCAGCAGCAGCAGCAGCAGCAGCAGCGUCACCGGAGGACACCGUGCACACUGGGUCAUCAGAUGAGGACAGACGGAUGCGUAAUGGCUCUCCUCUUCAUGAAGUGUACGCUCAUGAAAAGGACGGACACGUGCUCCUGAGCGAGCCUCCGACAUCGUUUGGAUCCAAACACUCGAGCAGCCCCCGCAGAUCCAACGGUGUUCACCACGUGUCUGAAAUACAGAGCCAACGCAACGCAACGUACCAGGAGCAGAAGGACAGACAAGCCGAUGGAGCUUUACGCAUCGAUAUCAGCGUGCAUGAAAGGGAUCUGGAGAACAUGGCGAAAGAGGAAUUACAGAAGCAGCUUGUGGAGCAAGUGGAGUUGAGGAAAAAGUUGGAGAGAGAAUUUCAGCAUUUGAAAGAUAAUUUUCAGGAUCAAAUGAAGCGUGAGCUGUCCUACAGAGAGGAAAUGGUCCAGCAGCUGCAGAUUGUUCGAGACACUUUGUGCAGCGAGUUGGACCAAGAGAGAAAGGCUCGUUAUGCAAUACAGCAGAAGCUAAAAGAAGCUCAUGACGCCCUUCACCAUUUCUCCUGCAAGAUGCUCACCCCUCGUCAGUGCACCGGAGCCUGCACCUUCAAACCUCCGCUGCUGCCUCCCUAGUGCCCGGCACGACCCCUGCACCUGACCUCAGCACAGCCAAAAAAAAACAAAAAAAAACACACUCACUGGUCUGCCUCGAGAGCUCUCAUGUGUUCACCUUCCACCUGUAACCCGAGGAUUACCAGCCUGCUGUAUAGAUACACCACUGAUUUUAGCACUUGAGCUAAGACUCGGAGAAGGUUUCGGCAGCGACCUCUCCGCCCUGAAAAACUGAACUCUUGACUUAAAGAGAUCUUAAGUUCAUUUUAUGUUGUGAGUCGAAGGAUUGUUGAUCUGAAGCUGCGAAGCUCAAACCAAGGAGUCUCUCUGAAUCAAAGUCGUCUGCUCUUUAGCUACUCUGAGAAUAAGAAACAACACUAUAUACAUAUACAUAUAUAUAUAUAACACGUGACGAUGUGCAAUGGCUCGUAUAAUUGUGAUAUUAAGUUCAAAAUCUCAUUAUUUAGUUUUUGUUGCUUGUUUGAAUGAGUUUUUACAUUUAUUUGUUUAUUUAUCUUUGGUUUAAUUUAUUGUUUAGAUUAUUUAUAACACUGUAUAUGUUGUUAAGCACUUUAAAUGGGCAACAUUUCUGAAUUUGAUCAUGCCAUCCGAUACCAAAUUCUUUUUAUCAAACAAUACGAGGAUCUUUAUGUUUAAGACAGAGAACAUUCUUAUGAGCACUUACUUAAACAAGCCGGUCAGGUUUCACAUCAAACAAAAGAUUUUCUGUCAAACUUUGAAGUGAUGAUUUAAAGAAAAUAAACUGUCUUGAGCCAUUUAUAGAUUUCAUGUACAGUUGAGACUAUUUUGACACAAAUUUGAUCCCAUAAAUUUCUCUGUUUCAGGGUUUUUUCUAUCAUGACAUGCAUCUGUGAGUCACAACAGACAAAACCAAAACCUUUUCCUGUCAUCUGAAGGUGUUUUUAUAAGACACUGUAUGAGGUGUGUGUUCAAUCUGCCAUUCACACAGCUGCGUUUAUGUUCUCUGUCACAAUCUACCCAUAAUUUUCCCAUUUAUGUAUGUACCCAUGUCAAUAUUAAUAAAAUGUGAAAGCCA